UGGACAAUGAGCUGACGUCAGAAAGCUUCCAUCACAUUCACUUGUGACGCAGGUUGACAAACUGGGUGGAGAAGUUUGAGGAGGGACACGAGCAUCAUUGAAAGAGAGAAAGUGUCACUGGACCUCAGUGCUGUUUUGUAACUGCGCAGACGAGGCUGGAUCAGCUAAGAAUAGUUGAGAUGAUGGAAGUCGUCCUGACCCGACUGCGGGACUUCUCCUGCAAAGACACAACCUUUGACGGAGGUAAAGAAGAAGGAGUGACUCGACGAAGGGUUGACUACCUCCAGGGUGAACGUCCAGCAGGUGGAGGUGGUGGGAAACUGGAUAUUGCUGGUGCUCUGGCCUGGCUGAGACGAGAACUGAUGGAAAUGAGAUCCCAGGACCAGGCUUUGGUCAGGCAGCUGAUGGAGCUCCAUGCCGGCAUCCAGGAGCUCAAACAAGAGCUGUCUGAGGACGAAACAUACGAGGUUGACGAUGAGGCGGGAAGCUGUUGGGACUCAGAGAGCGAUGGAGGAAGUGGCAGUAUCUACUCCGGCUCUGGAGAUGUCAACUUUUCCUUCCCUGUCAAGAAAUCACCUUCAAAGUUUUACUCACAAUCUCUUGCGUCCAAGUCCCUCAGUCGGAGAAGCUCAAUGCCAUGAGGCAAUAAAUAUCAUCAAUCCUUAAUGUUGCCAAAAGAACAAGAAGGUGUGUUUUAUGGUUGGUUCUGAAUUAGCUCCAAUAUGUUUACUAUCAUUGUUGUGUCAUAAACAAAUUAUACACCUAUGGCACGACUCUAUAUUUCUGCCAGUCACACAGCAGAUGUUGUUGUCUUAUUUACUUUAAUGCUCACUGAUUUUGGUAUUCUUUCAACAAUUUUACUGAAUUUAGUUUAGUUUGAAACAUGAAACUCAAAACGUCUUUUGGUCCCACAGGCUGGACAAAUGAAGUCCAUUUGGCUGUUUCCAUUGAAGUUCACUAAUGAAUGUAACAAUGUAAAUAAUGCUGGCAUUUUGACGAGCGCUUCCUCGUGAGAUGAAGAUUGUAAAUGUAUUCGAAUGAUGUACCGCAUGCAGGCACCUUGACUGACUUGCAAUACAAACUCUUACCAACAUGUUUUACAUAGAAAUAGACUUAGACUGUUUAUUAAGCGAAGACAAUGUCAUGAUGGUGUGACAAUAAAUAGACUGGUGCAACCCUGAACAGGACUGAGUGUUGGUUAACUGACGAAUGUAUGUAUGUUUGUGAACUCUUGAAGUAUUUAGUCUUAAUGUUUUAAUCCACAGGUACUGUAACAUGUCCAGUAUGCCAUAAGAAUAAACUGUUUAAACCAUGAUGAUGAUGUUUCCCUCUGUUUUUGAUACAUGAUGAAUUGUUGUUCUUGUUGCUCUGGUUUCCUCCAGUCAUUGUAAAUCGCUUGACAGUUCUUCUUAAUAACAUGUCGUGGAACAAAUGUGAUUUAAAAAAAACUUUAAUCUCACAAAGCAUACUUGUUUUUAACAAAUGUUUUCAAGGACUUGGUGCACCAAAGUGUCACUCUGAUGGAUCGUUCCCUCCCACCUCCACACCCCUGAAACUCUCCCGCCUCAGUCUUUGGAUCUCAGUGUUGAGGCCCAGCAAUGUCUGAGCCAACUGGAGGUCCUGUGAACGCAUUUCCAGCUGCAGCAGGACGACAAAAGAAGCUCCAUGAGUGCAAUACAAUGACUUCAUCCUCCAGUUCUUACGGUUAACUGAGCUUUAUUGGAAAACAUGAAAACAAGUCAACACACUGACGCUACCACUGUACUGUAAUUAGAUUAUUCAGAUAUGUAUAUUUUCUCUUUUGUUGUUGCCCAAUAAUAA
Molecule: messenger RNA, 1821 nt
Organism: Synchiropus splendidus (mandarinfish)
Lineage: Eukaryota; Metazoa; Chordata; Actinopteri; Syngnathiformes; Callionymidae
Exons: 2
Coding region: 180-641 (153 amino acids)
Source: RefSeq, a predicted model, not a curated record